UGAAGGAGAAUAGAUCUAGUCUACGUAAAAAUGAAUAUGAAUCUUGCACAUGCAAAGUGCAUGCGGGUCGUUGGUUUUAGAGGAAAUUUCACAUCUUGGUUAGCAAGGAGACAGAAACGUGUUGGAGAUGAGACUAGACAUUGGGGUCCACCAUUCAUCAAUGGAGAAAGCUGCUACUUUCUAUCGGUCAAUAGAAAUAAAAAGAGUCUCGCUGUAAAUCUGAAGCAUCCCAAAGGAAUAGAGGUGGUUAAGAAGUUAGUUGCAUCCAGUGAUGUGCUCCUGGAGAACUACAUCCCUGGCAAGCUGGAGGAGCUAGGUCUAGGGUAUGACAGCCUCAGAGAAACCAAUCCUGGUCUAAUCUACUGUUCAAUUACAGGUUAUGGCCAGACUGGACCAUACUCGGAGAGGGGUGGCUAUGACCUCAUAGCAGCAGGCUUGGGAGGACUGAUGAAUAUCACAGGCCCACAGGAAGGGGAUCCAUGCAAAGUAGGUGUGGCGAUGACAGAUCUGUCCACCGGUCUCUAUGCCAAAGGUGCCAUUCUAGCAGCUCUAUUACACAGAAUGCAGACAGGAGAAGGCCAGAGAAUUGAUACCAAUCUCUUAUCAACACAGGUUUCAUUAUUGACCCAUCUCGCUACAAAUUACCUAAUGGAUGGCAGGGAGGCUAAGAGGAGAGGCACCCAACAUGAAAGCAUAGUACCAUAUCAGGCAUUCAAGACUGCUGAUGGGUAUCUGAUCAUAGGCGCUGGUAAUGACAGAGCAUUUCAGACCUUAUGUAAGAGGAUAUGUCUCUCGGAGCUAGCUGAAGACCCUCAGUACAAGACCAACGCACAAAGGGUUCUAAAUAGAGAUGUGCUUCUACCUGUCUUGUCGAAAAGGUUAUCUGAGAAGAAGACCAGCGAUUGGAUGGAAGUGCUGGAGGGGUGUGGCUUCCCCUACGGACCAAUCAACACGAUGGGUCAGGUGUUUGAUGACCCCCAGGUCAAGCAUAAUGAUCUGGUUCAGGAGAUUGAUCAUCCGACAGCGGGAACGAUGAGGGUACCAGGCCAUGCCGUCCAGUACAGCACCAUAUCAACCAAAGAAAAUUUUCCCUCUCCCUUGCUUGGACAGCAUACAGCAGACAUUCUCACCAAUCUUCUUGGAUACACAAAAUCUCAGGUGGAAGAGCUUCACAGGGAUAAAGCUAUAGCUCUCCCAUGAGACUGGACUCCCUUUUACAUCUGUUGAAGACAGAGGUGAGGUACAGGUCUACCCAAGAAGAAUUGAUAAGAAUGGUUUGUCUCCCUUGCUCGGACAGCAUACAGCAGACAUUCUCACCAAUCUUCUUGGAUACACACAGUCUCAGGUAGAACAGCUUCACAGCUAGGAUAAAGCUUUGAGACCGGACUCCCUUUCAUCUGUUGAAGACUCUACUGCUACGGUGUUUUCUUCUAUAAUACUUAUUUUUCCAGGAACCUAUGAUAUACAAGCACUGCUUUUUAAUAGGUUCCUCAUAUUCUUAAUAAUCUAUUAUAUGAAUUUAGAAUCAUUGAGACUACUUGUAUUUCAUAAUUUUUUAUUUCAUAUGUAUGUAAAAUUUUGUAAAAUGUGUAACAAUAACAACUUGAAACUGUUGAAGAACAAGUUGAGGAGGUUCAGGUCUACCCACCAAGAAUUGUUGAGAGCCAGAAGGAUGGAACUCAUUAUUUUUACAGAGAGUUCAUGCCAUUUUGGUUUUCAACAAACAAGAUAUUCGGAUGAGCAAUUGUAGCCGUUAAUGUCUUUCUUUACAGUAUAUCGAGGGGUCAGUGACACAAAGACGUAACUUCA
This is a messenger RNA of Strongylocentrotus purpuratus (purple sea urchin), 1809 nucleotides long. RefSeq lists its product as uncharacterized. The transcript is spliced from 11 exons. NCBI's taxonomy places the organism in Eukaryota, Metazoa, Echinodermata, Echinoidea, Camarodonta, Strongylocentrotidae. Gene Ontology annotation, molecular function: catalytic activity. The coding region runs from base 31 to 1200 and encodes 389 amino acids. The record is from RefSeq and is a predicted model, not a curated record.